Paramecium sonneborni is the source of this 431-nucleotide messenger RNA. The record is from the annotation of a GenBank genome assembly. NCBI's taxonomy places the organism in Eukaryota, Ciliophora, Oligohymenophorea, Peniculida, Parameciidae.
AUGAAAAUUUUAGACGAUAUUAAACAGCAAGUGGAAAAAGAAAUGCUUAAAUUCGAUCCACGAUUAGCAGAAAAGAAAUAUUUGAAAAUUACACAAUCUAUUAAGGAUUUAUUUUUAAAGGCUGUCGUCAAAGAAAAACAAACUAUUAAAGCAGUAACUAUUCUAAUUACUUUUAGGCUGCUAAUUCUAUUGGUAUUAAUUAUUCUUCUGCCAAAGCCAUUUGGGCUGAAUUCAGAAGCAAGAAUCAAAAAAAGAAAAAAAAAAUUAAAGAUGACUCAGAAUAGAAAAAUGAAAACCAAUUAGUUAAGCGUUGUUCUUACAAAAUUUUGAAUGGAUGUAAUAAAAUCAAAAAAUUCUUCAUGGAAAUUAAGUCCUCCGUCUCAUAGAACUUGAAUUCAACUCAUUUAAUCAAUUUAGAAUCACAUAUAUGA